This is a messenger RNA of Oncorhynchus mykiss (rainbow trout), 2840 nucleotides long. RefSeq names its product prostaglandin E2 receptor EP1 subtype. Gene Ontology annotation, cellular component: plasma membrane. NCBI's taxonomy places the organism in Eukaryota, Metazoa, Chordata, Actinopteri, Salmoniformes, Salmonidae. The record is from RefSeq and is a predicted model, not a curated record. Gene Ontology annotation, molecular function: prostaglandin E receptor activity; thromboxane receptor activity. Gene Ontology annotation, biological process: adenylate cyclase-activating G protein-coupled receptor signaling pathway; positive regulation of cytosolic calcium ion concentration; inflammatory response.
CAUUAGGACACUGCGCUAUAUAAAACGCUAUUGAGAAGCACGCGUCAGAGAACCUGCGGUUCAGCCUAUCCGCAGCGCUGGAAUAUUCCUCGCGCUCACUCUCCGGUCAUGAAACUCCAAUCAAACGGAUUUAAAAGCGGUGAAGGCAAUUCUGUUGGGAAGUUGUUGAACUUUUGUUUUCCGAGAACAGUGGGGAAUAUGAACUCAAUGUCAUCAUCCUGCCGAAGAGAUAUCAUGGAACAAUGGUUCUUCUUUUAGAGUACUUUUAUUCUGCCCCACUCGGUUUAGGAAGACUUUGGUGAAUGUGUUUCGUUUUCAACGGUUUCUUUGGAUUAUAUCUAUCUGCAAUCUGGAUUUAGAAAAAACACCGCGGACUAUUCCGUUGACAGGGUGGACAUCACCAUUGACUGGAAUUAUUCAUCCCUAUCUGUAAUGCCUCUCUCAGUGAUGGGGUUCCUGACCUUCAAAGCCCAGUGAUGCUAGCCAUGAAUCACUACAACCUCUCCGGGCCCCCGGGGGCCCUCGACCCCCUCUCCAACCUCAGCCAGUGGGACACGGAGAUGGUGGAAAUGGAGAGUCUGGCUCACCAGGGGAACCUCACCUCGGACAGGCCUAUGUCCGGAGGCCCGAUUGCAGCCGCUCUCUCCAUGACCCUGGGCGUCAUCUCCAACAUCGUGGCCUUGUUCAUCCUGGCCAACGCCUACUCCCACCAGCGCCGACGCUCCAAAGCCACCUUCCUCCUCUUUGCCAGCUCCCUGGUACUCACAGACUUUUUUGGGCACAUCAUCCCGGGAGCGCUGGUCCUCCGGCUUUACCUCUCUGGAGGGGUGUUCCCCGAGGCGGCCGCCGCUUCCUCAAACGGCUCGACCGACCCCAUGUGCCAGUUCCUGGGGGGAUCUAUGGUGUUCUUUGGUCUGUGCCCGCUGUUCCUGGGCUGUGCGAUGGCCGCCGAGCGCUGUCUGGGUGUCACGCAGCCACUGCUCCACUCCUCCUUAGUUACCACCACCCGUACCAAGCUGUCUCUCUCUGGUAUCUGGCUGGUGGCCCUCUGCGUGGCCCUGCUGCCCUGUUUCCAGCUGGGGUCAUACACCUACCAGCACCCCAACAGCUGGUGUUUUAUCAAGGUCUUAGCGAACGACACCCAGGAAGCGGACGUAGCCUUUGUUACGCUCUUCUCCGGGCUGGGCCUGACGUCGCUGGGGGUGGCCCUGGUGUGUAACACCAUCAGCGGGCUGACCCUGGUUCUGGCCAGGCUGAGACGGAGGCCAUCGGGCUACUCAUCGUCCCACAGCCACCGCUCAGUGGCAAAGAGCCAUGAUAUAGAGAUGGUGGUGCAGCUGGUGGGCAUCAUGGUCACGUCCUGUAUCUGCUGGAGCCCUCUGCUGAUCUUCGGGCUCAUGUCGGUGAUGCGCUCCUAUAGGGGCUCCAUUGAUAAAGCUGACAUGGCCACCUACGAGACGUUGAAUUUGAUGGGCGUGAGGCUGGCUUCCUGGAACCAGAUCCUGGACCCCUGGGUCUAUAUACUGCUACGUCGGGCCGUCCUCCGCAAGAUCUACCUCAUCACCAAGCGCCAGGCCGAUUUGAAUGGGAGUGUGCUCCGACGCUGGGAGGGGAACUCGUUUCAGAGCAAGAGCUCGGAGAACAGUCCCGUUAACAGGAUAUGAGAUCAUAACCAAGCGCCAGGCCGAUUUGAAGGGGAGUGUGCUGCUACGCUGGGAGUGGAACCCCUUUCAGAGUAAAAGCUUGGAGAAGAAUACAGUCAACAGGAUAUGACUGUGUGACCGACGGUGUUCAAGUGAAUGCCAGAAGAAGACUGCAUUAGCCCGCUAAGCUAAAGCCUAGUAUUGACCAGGGAGCCAAAGCAACUCUUUAGGUCUCAGGCAAGGUUACUCAUCAUGCAGCGAGCGUGGUCCUUGGUACUUGUGGUGGUCACCGACAGAAAAAGAGGACAUUUCUGUUAUCCCGUAUAGUGAAGGAUACGAUGCUCUGAAAAAUGAGGAUUACAUGUUCUUCAGCCAUGGCAGUAUCUCUCAAUCUUCUUUAUCACAGUGACUGGCAAGCUAAGAUCAUCCUCCUUUGGAUAUCUCUUAAAUUAAAACUAGGAAUUAAGUACGGACAUACCUGGUGUCCGAGAAACGGUCUUUUGGACCAGUCAGUCUGCAUUAUCCCACAGACCGAGAGUUGGGAAACACAAUACCCCACAGAUGGAGAGUUGAGAAACACAAUACCCCACAGAUGGAGAGUUGGGAAACACACUACCCCACAGACGGAGAGUUGGGAAACACACUACCCCACAGACGGAGAGUUGGGAAACACAAUACCCCACAGAUGGAGAGUUGAGAAACACACUCGCAUAGUGAGUAGGUCAAAGGCUUAAAGCUUAUGAAGAUGUGCAGCUAUCUGAGAGAUCAGAAGUUCAAAGCCUAGCUACAUAUCUUCAUGAAUAGAAUGUAGCACAGAAGAAUAUCACAAUUCAUUCAACAUAUUGGAUCUCAUUUGUGGAACGUUACAUUUGAUUAUUCUGAAGUCUGUUGGUUAAGGUUUAACAAUUACAUUUUAACAUCAUCGAUGUCUAACGAUUCCAGAACGACUCCAAAAAAAACGGAGUUGUAUGCUAUGUAAAUGUUAUGCCAAGAUUGAGAUUGCUUGUUAAGUAAAGGGAGAACUACGAUUUUUUCCUGAGCUUCUGAUGUAUAAAAAUGCUACUUCAUGUCAAAUAUUGAACAAGUUAUAAAUAUUUAUUGCUUUUCCUCAAUUCUCUGGGGACAUGUAAAGAAGUUAUGGAACGUAAUUGAAGGUGAUGAAAUAAAGAAGAUUGUUUUGACUGAAUUAGAUACCGU